Molecule: messenger RNA, 9413 nt
Organism: Mesoplodon densirostris (Blainville's beaked whale)
Lineage: Eukaryota; Metazoa; Chordata; Mammalia; Artiodactyla; Ziphiidae
Gene: CHD2
Product: chromodomain helicase DNA binding protein 2
Exons: 40
Coding region: 595-6177 (1860 amino acids)
Biological process (GO): regulation of transcription by RNA polymerase II; nucleosome organization
Cellular component (GO): nucleus; chromatin
Molecular function (GO): DNA binding; ATP binding; ATP-dependent chromatin remodeler activity
Source: RefSeq, a predicted model, not a curated record
UGUCAAUCAAAGGCAGAGCUCUCAGAGCUGGGAAGGAGGCUCUAGAUGGCGGCUGUGCCUUAGAGAGAGCGCGCUCUGCUCCCUGCCUUCGCCUCACUUUACGCAACUUUCCCUAACUUUCAGGCAGCCUCAGGGGGCCCCCGCAGCCCCCUGCCUGUCCUAGUGACUUACUGGGGUCGAUUCGAACCUUUUUUAGGGAGAAAAGCAGCUUUUGGGAGCUUUCUUUUCGUGCCUUGUUGGAAAGAAGCAGCCGUACUGAGAGCCCAGGUCGUUGUUUUUUCCAGCUUAGAAGCCAUGGCGCACCUCCAUUUUUGUGCGCUCUCCUAAUGAGGUUUUUUUUCUUCCGGACCCGUUUUAGGAUUAAUUGUUGCUGUAUUUUUUUGACCAGUUAACAUAUUUGAGGAUAAUUUUAUUUAUUUUUUGUUUUUUAACGGAGGAUUUUGUUUUUAUUUUUAAUUAUUUGGAUCUGAUAUUUUUCUACUACUAGAUAGGACUCUUGCUUUGGACCUACUACAUGGAUCAGUAAAUACCUGGGCACAGGACUUCAAAGCAAACACAGAUUCCCCCUCCCCCUUAAUAUUUAAGAAUUAAAAGAUGAUGAGAAAUAAGGACAAAAGCCAAGAGGAGGACAGUUCGCUACACAGCAAUGCAUCGAGUCAUUCAGCAUCUGAAGAAGCUUCGGGUUCAGACUCAGGCAGCCAGUCGGAGAGCGAGCAGGGCAGCGAUCCAGGAAGUGGACAUGGCAGCGAGUCAAACAGUAGUUCUGAAUCUUCGGAGAGUCAGUCAGAAUCUGAAAGUGAAUCAGGAGGUUCCAAAUCCCAGCCAGUUCUUCCAGAAGCCAAAGAGAAGCCAGCCUCUAAGAAGGAACGGAUAGCUGAUGUGAAGAAGAUGUGGGAAGAAUAUCCUGAUGUUUAUGGGGUUAGGCGGUCAAACCGAAGCAGACAAGAACCAUCACGAUUUAAUAUUAAGGAGGAGGCAAGUAGCGGGUCUGAGAGUGGGAGCCCAAAAAGAAGAGGCCAGAGGCAGCUGAAAAAACAGUCUUACGUGCAUGUUCUUUCAAGCUUGUUGCCUGUGAAACCACUUCUCUCCAGUUUGACUGUAGAAAAAUGGAAACGGGAGCCCUCAGAAGAUGAACAGGAACAAGGCACCAGUGCAGAGAGCGAACCAGAGCAAAAAAAAGUGAAAGCCAGAAGACCUGUCCCCAGAAGAGCAAUGCCCAAACCUCGUGUUAAAAAGCAACCUAAGACUCAGCGUGGAAAGAGGAAAAAGCAAGAUUCUUCUGAUGAUGAGGAUGAAGAUGAUGAAGCUCCCAAAAGGCAGACUCGCCGCAGAGCGGCUAAAAAUGUUAGUUAUAAGGAAGACGAUGACUUUGAGACUGACUCAGAUGACCUCAUUGAAAUGACUGGGGAAGGAGUUGAUGAACAGCAGGAUAAUAGUGAAACUAUUGAAAAGGUCUUAGAUUCAAGGCUGGGCAAGAAAGGAGCCACUGGAGCUUCUACUACUGUAUAUGCAGUUGAAGCUAACGGAGACCCUAGUGGUGACUUUGACCCUGAAAAGGAUGAAGGCGAAGUCCAGUACCUCAUCAAGUGGAAGGGCUGGUCGUAUAUCCAUAGCACGUGGGAGAGUGAAGAGUCCUUACAGCAGCAGAAAGUGAAGGGCCUAAAAAAACUAGAGAACUUCAAGAAGAAAGAGGAUGAAAUCAAGCAAUGGUUAGGGAAAGUUUCUCCUGAAGAUGUGGAAUAUUUCAACUGCCAACAAGAGCUGGCCUCAGAGCUGAACAAACAGUAUCAGAUAGUCGAAAGAGUAAUAGCUGUGAAGACGAGCAAAUCUACACUGGGUCAAACAGAUUUUCCAGUUGCUGAUCUGUACAUUUUUAUAUGUGAAAUAGCUCACAGUCGGAAGCCGGCACCUUCCAACGAACCUGAAUAUCUAUGCAAAUGGAUGGGACUGCCCUAUUCAGAGUGCAGCUGGGAAGAUGAAGCCUUGAUUGGAAAGAAAUUCCAGAGCUGCAUCGACAGCUUCCAUAGUCGGAACAACUCAAAAACCAUCCCAACAAGAGAAUGCAAGGCCCUGAAGCAGAGACCACGAUUUGUGGCUUUAAAGAAACAGCCGGCGUAUUUAGGAGGAGAGAAUCUGGAGCUCCGAGAUUAUCAGCUAGAAGGUCUCAACUGGCUUGCUCAUUCUUGGUGCAAAAGUAACAGUGUAAUCCUUGCUGAUGAAAUGGGCCUAGGAAAGACCAUCCAGACCAUAUCAUUCCUCUCCUACCUGUUCCACCAACACCAGCUGUAUGGCCCCUUUCUUAUAGUCGUCCCUUUAUCCACCCUCACCUCAUGGCAGAGAGAGUUUGAAAUCUGGGCACCAGAGAUUAACGUAGUGGUUUACAUAGGUGACCUGAUGAGCAGAAAUACGAUACGAGAAUAUGAAUGGAUUCACUGUCAGACCAAAAGGCUGAAGUUCAAUGCACUUAUAACAACAUAUGAGAUCCUCUUAAAAGAUAAGACUGUGCUGGGCAGUAUUAACUGGGCCUUUCUGGGAGUGGACGAAGCCCAUCGGUUGAAGAAUGAUGACUCUUUAUUGUAUAAAACUCUGAUUGAUUUCAAGUCCAACCAUAGGCUCCUGAUUACGGGGACCCCUCUUCAGAAUUCCCUCAAAGAGCUCUGGUCCUUGCUGCACUUUAUUAUGCCGGAGAAGUUUGAGUUCUGGGAAGAUUUUGAGGAAGACCAUGGGAAAGGGAGAGAGAAUGGCUAUCAGAGUCUUCAUAAGGUGCUAGAGCCUUUCCUUCUCCGGAGAGUGAAAAAAGAUGUGGAGAAAUCCCUUCCUGCCAAAGUGGAACAGAUUCUCAGGGUGGAGAUGUCAGCCCUUCAGAAACAGUAUUACAAAUGGAUUCUGACUAGGAAUUACAAGGCUCUUGCCAAAGGAACAAGAGGCAGCACAUCUGGUUUCCUUAAUAUUGUGAUGGAACUGAAAAAGUGCUGCAACCACUGUUAUCUCAUUAAACCUCCCGAAGAAAAUGAAAGGGAAAAUGGACAGGAGAUUCUUCUGUCCUUGAUCAGGAGCAGUGGGAAGCUGAUUCUAUUAGAUAAACUGUUGACAAGACUUCGAGAAAGAGGGAACAGAGUCCUUAUCUUCUCUCAGAUGGUGAGAAUGUUGGAUAUCCUGGCUGAGUACCUGACUAUUAAGCACUAUCCUUUCCAGCGUCUGGAUGGUUCCAUCAAGGGAGAAAUCCGAAAACAGGCACUGGACCACUUCAAUGCAGAUGGGUCUGAGGACUUCUGUUUCCUGCUCUCGACAAGGGCUGGUGGCCUGGGAAUCAAUUUGGCUUCAGCGGACACAGUCGUCAUCUUUGAUUCUGACUGGAACCCCCAGAACGACUUGCAGGCACAAGCCCGAGCCCACAGAAUUGGUCAGAAGAAGCAGGUAAAUAUUUACCGCUUGGUUACAAAGGGGACCGUGGAGGAAGAGAUCAUAGAACGGGCCAAAAAGAAGAUGGUAUUGGACCAUCUGGUGAUUCAGCGCAUGGAUACCACUGGCCGGACAGUUCUGGAAAACAACUCUGGAAGGUCCAAUUCAAAUCCUUUUAAUAAAGAAGAGCUGACAGCGAUUUUGAAAUUUGGAGCAGAGGAUCUCUUCAAAGAACUUGAAGGGGAGGAAUCAGAGCCUCAGGAAAUGGAUAUAGAUGAAAUUUUGCGCUUGGCUGAAACCAGAGAGAAUGAAGUCUCAACAAGUGCAACAGAUGAGCUUCUGUCACAAUUUAAGGUUGCCAACUUCGCAACAAUGGAGGAUGAAGAAGAACUAGAAGAGCGUCCUCACAAGGACUGGGAUGAGAUCAUUCCAGAGGAGCAAAGGAAGAAAGUAGAGGAGGAAGAGCGGCAGAAAGAGCUGGAAGAAAUUUAUAUGUUACCUCGAAUUCGGAGUUCCACUAAAAAGGCUCAGACAAAUGACAGUGACUCUGAUACUGAGUCUAAGAGGCAGGCCCAGAGAUCCUCUGCCUCUGAGAGUGAGACAGAUGACUCUGAUGACGACAAGAAGCCCAAGCGCAGAGGGCGCCCCCGAAGUGUGCGGAAGGACCUCGUGGAGGGAUUCACUGAUGCCGAGAUCCGGAGGUUCAUCAAGGCGUAUAAGAAGUUUGGUCUCCCUCUUGAACGGCUGGAGUGCAUAGCACGUGAUGCUGAGUUGGUAGAUAAGUCUGUAGCAGAUCUGAAGCGCCUAGGGGAAUUGAUUCACAACAGCUGUGUGUCAGCAAUGCAAGAAUACGAAGAGCAGCUGAAAGAAAAUGCCAGCGAGGGGAAAGGACCAGGGAAAAAGAGAGGCCCAACUAUCAAGAUAUCUGGGGUUCAGGUUAAUGUGAAAUCUAUUAUCCAACAUGAAGAAGAGUUUGAGAUGCUGCAUAAAUCUAUCCCUGUAGACCCUGAAGAAAAAAAAAAAUACUGCUUAACCUGUCGGGUCAAAGCUGCACAUUUUGAUGUCGAGUGGGGAGUAGAGGAUGAUUCUCGCCUGUUGCUGGGAAUUUAUGAACAUGGCUAUGGAAACUGGGAGCUCAUUAAAACGGAUCCAGAGCUUAAGUUAACUGACAAAAUCCUGCCAGUGGAGACAGAUAAAAAGCCCCAGGGAAAGCAGCUGCAGACCCGAGCGGACUACUUGCUGAAGCUGCUCAGGAAGAGUCUGGAGAAGGAGGGGGCCGUGACGGGCGGGGAAGAGGCCAAAUUAAAGAAGCGGAAGCCUCGAGUAAAGAAGGAAAACAAAGCACCGAGGCUGAAAGAUGAGCAUGGAAUUGAGUUUUCAUCUCCUAGACACUCAGAUAAUCCAUCAGAAGAGGGAGAAGUAAAGGAUGAUGGCUUAGAAAAAAGUCCAAUGAAAAAGAAACAGAAGAAGAAAGAGAACAAGGAGAACAAGGAGAAACAAAUGAGUUCUAGGAAAGACAAGGAAGGGGACAAGGAAAGGAAGAAAUCAAAAGAUAAGAAAGAGAAGCCUAAAGGUGGUGAUGCCAAAUCUUCAAGUAAAUCAAAGCGAUCUCAGGGUCCUGUCCAUAUUACAGCAGGAAGCGAACCUGUCCCCAUUGGAGAGGAUGAGGAUGAUGAUCUGGACCAGGAGACAUUCAGCAUAUGUAAGGAGAGGAUGAGGCCUGUGAAAAAGGCACUGAAACAGUUGGAUAAACCUGACAAGGGGCUCAGUGUACAGGAACAGCUGGAGCACACCCGGAACUGCCUGCUGAAAAUCGGGGACCGGAUAGCCGAGUGCCUUAAAGCUUACUCAGACCAGGAGCACAUCAAACUGUGGAGGAGGAACCUAUGGAUUUUUGUUUCCAAGUUUACAGAAUUUGAUGCUCGAAAAUUGCAUAAGUUAUACAAGAUGGCUCACAAGAAAAGGUCUCAAGAAGAAGAGGAGCAGAAGAAGAAAGAUGAUGUGAUUGGUGGUAAGAAACCAUUUCGACCAGAGGCCUCGGGUUCAAGCCGGGAUUCCCUGAUGUCUCAGUCCCACACCCCGCACAACCCUCACCCUCAGAAGCCUCAUUUGCCUGCGUCUCAUGGCCCACAGAUGCAUGGACACCCAAGAGAUAACUAUAGUCACCCCAACAAGAGACACUUCAGUAAUGCAGAUCGAGGCGACUGGCAGAGGGAAAGAAAGUUCAACUAUGGUGGUGGCAAUAACAAUCCACCCUGGGGUGGUGAUAGGCACCAUCAGUAUGAGCAGCACUGGUACAAGGACCACCAUUAUGGGGACCGGCGACACAUGGACGCCCACCGUUCAGGGAGCUACCGACCCAACAACCUCUCCAGAAAGAGACCUUAUGACCAGUACAGCAGUGACCGAGACCACCGGGGACACAGGGAUUAUUAUGACCGGCACCAUCACGACUCCAAACGGAGGCGAUCCGAUGAAUUCAGGCCUCAAAAUUACCACCAGCAGGAUUUCCGACGAAUGUCUGAUCACCGCCCUCCUAUGGGCUACCACGGCCAGGGACCCUCGGACCAUCACCGCUCUUUCCACACAGACAAAUUGGGGGAGUAUAAGCAGCCCCUCCCCCCGCUGCACCCCGCAGUCUCAGAUCCUCGCUCGCCCCCUUCUCAGAAAUCUCCUCACGAUUCCAAGUCACCCCUGGAUCAUCGGUCUCCUUUAGAGAGAUCACUAGAACAGAAAAACAACCCAGAUUAUAACUGGAAUGUUAGAAAAACAUAAAGAUAGUUUGGCAAGAAGGGGCGUGCAAGAGUCUUUAAGCACCUGGAUGUUUUUGGUCUGGUCCACAGGAGCCAGUUAUCUAGGCCAGUGAUGGCGUUUCUGGACACGCUGCUGCUGUCAGCUCGCCACUGAGGGAGCACUUCAGGGAGUGGGGGGCCUUUCGCUCGGUCCAGCUUUGAUUUGGGUCACCACUCCCGCACUUGGGCACCCCAUCCCAUUCCAGCCUUGUCCUGGCCUCCCACUUUGAUGGGUGCUAGGAGGAAGAGAUGACGUUUUGUCUACCAGCUUCACGGCCUGUUCCCCAGUGAAGGAAGAAAGGAUCUUAGAGUCAUGAAUGUUUUACCACCAGGGCUGGCGCGCCCUGGACCUUGGCGCGUGGUCGGGGAAGGCGCGUGCGCAUGAAGGCUGCCGGGACCUGCUGGACAGCACGGGGUUUGGUUCACCGUGACGUGACGGAUGCUGCUGAUGGGGAGCGGGGCGUGGGGACGAGCGGGUGGGGUCUCGCAUCACAGGACUUGAAGGGGAUCAGGUACCCCCCUCAAAUGUGUUCUUGGGAGAAGUGACGCUCGGCCUCAUCAUGUGACACCUUUGGUGCUGGGGGCCUGGGGGACAGAGGGGGAAACAUUUCCACAGCAGCCGCUUCCCCACCAACACUAAGUUUUCCCACACUGUACAUUUCGAAGGUUUGGUCUCCCGGGUGGGCCUUGUUUGCCCCCUGUGCCAGGGAAAGUAGGGCCUGUGCAGCUGACUUCUGAGGACUGUGAGCUGGGCGGCACUGACGUGGCCGUGGGUCCUGUUUGGUUGGGAGUGGGCUGCACGCAGAGCAGGCGGGGCGAGGGCUGGGUGUGUGUGGCCAGGGCACUGGAAUCCCUGGUGGAUUCCGAUUCCUGGGAUGAGCAGUAACGGUCCUGGGCCUGGCGAGGAGGGGGCCGAGGGAGCAGGCCUUCUGACGAGCUGGUUGCUGGCAGCACCAGGGCGGGCCGCUGGGGAGGGGCGGACGGGUUUCCCAGCCUGGGGGUUGGCAGUGUGGCAAGUGGGGGAGGGCCAGUGUGGCAGCUGGUCACCAUCCGCAGCUGUGUCGGAGUUCCCUUCGCCCAGCUUGAAGAGGUAAGAUUCCGCAGAGUCGCACAUCUCCUGCCGCUCACGUGGUGGGUGGACAGACACAAGUUGCCUGUGGUGAACACGUUUCCACUGCUAGUUGGAGAUCAUUAGAAUUGAACUCAGUAUCUUUUAGAAUGAAGUCAAGUUAAGUGUAAACCUCAGUUCAUUUUUUUUUUUUUUUUUUUCCAAAACGGGAAACAUCCAAGGACAGGGUAACUGAGCUGUAGAUAGAGUCAGACUAGAGUUGAAUUGAGUCAGGAAGGGAGGCAAGUUGGUUACAUAGGUUAAGGAGGCUCCUUUCAUUUUACUGGUUCUGGGGCCUUCCGUUCUGUUCACUUUAAAUAUAACUUGCCAGUAAUUGUUAGAGUAUCCAAAGGCCUUUCUAGAUGGAGACAGAAUAGCUGACUUGAACAUACAGUGUGCCUAUAUGUGUCCAGGCUCAGAGCUGCUGGAAACCCUUCCGCUGGGCAUAUACAGGGUUAAACUCCCCGCACUGACCUGAGGGGACGUCAUAAAGUCAUGAUCACUUACGUGCUGGUGUCCUGGGCAGCACCAUUGAUGCCUUUACUAUUGCCUCACCAGGGAAGCAGAGGUGGCUUUGGGGGGCCGUCACACUCUGCUUCCCAGAGCAUCCUUGGGCUCGCCUGUGCUGAGGUCCACGUGAGAGUCUGGGUCCGCACAGCUCGUGUGGGGAGCUCAGUGGGCCCACCACCUCCUGAUCUAUUUCUCCUCCUGGUACUUGGCGUUGUUCACCCUGGGCUUGUACGACACGUGCCCGGAGCACAGCCCCAAGGGACCACAGAGGAGUCCCCGGCCACCGUCACCCCAGUGAGGACGUGUGAGACUGCUCCGUGGGGUUAGAUAGGAAAUCAUGCCUCUGCUUCGGCCACAGGUUGGGCUUCUUGCCAACAGUACUGACACUACUUGUGUUUGUCUUGCUCGGGCCCAAGGGGACGGGCAGCCUGGCUUUCAGAUCCUUGAGCCAUCCACAGGCCCUGGAGGUGGGCAGGGUGGGCCCCAGCACGGCUUCCCCUGUGGGAAGUUGGGUCGUGUCCUUUCAGUUAGAGGAGGCCAGGAGGAGGAAUUGGAGGGCCUGCAUUUCAAUGCUCGUCAAGGUUUUUUUUUUUUUUUUCCCCAUGAAGUUGUUGGUAGGAGAUGUGAGUUAUUCCCAAAGAUGUCUCAUGAGGAAAAAGGAACUUCCUUUUGUUCACAUUCAGGAUUUUUCGUGCCAUAUGAUGUAGCAAAAGGCAAUGUCAGCCAGGUCAGUGUUAAAUUCAUUAUGAAAAGUACAGUAUCCCCAUAAAAGCAUCUAUUCUAGGUGUCGGAGUAUGUUUGAAGGGUGGGUUGGGAGAAAGGAGGCAUUUCCUCAUUGUCCUGAAUCAGUAUGAAUACUGUAUGCUUAUAUCAAAACCAGAAAUUUGCACAGGUAGGAAUUCUCUCACUUGUGGAUGGGAGAAGCUGCCCCUGGAAUCUGUGAGGUUGGUGUUCCAUGGAGCCUAGCUUUGAAAGAUUUAGUUACUAGGUAGAAGGAGCAGGGGCUGAGGAAGAGGGAAGUUGAACAGAACCCGGAACCUGAACAGAAACCCAGAUUUACAUGUAUGUCCUAGUCCUGGCAGAGGACACGGUAACUCCAGACUCGUCCCCGCCAUCCAUCGCUCGCCCCGGUCUCCCCUUCCUUUUAGGCAUUCCGGAACGCGCUCUGAUGGGAACCCAGAACACUUCUCACGUCCUGCUGCAGACACUCUAGCCUGAAGUCUGAGAGCCGCAUCAGGGUGCACGGUGCAAACACGAUUCAGUUAUGAAUUCACACAGUGACACUGAAGUCCUACAGACCAAAACCAGUGCGUCAGCAGGAGCAGUGGCCCGGGGCCCAGCGCCAGCGCUCGCUCCUCUGGCUCAUCCGAGGGCUGCUGUGUCGGGCGAGGAGAGCCAGGCCAAGGGUCCAGGCUGCUUUAGUCCAUCUGUGUCCCACUCGGUUGGGGACAGAUGGUUUUUCUUUAUUGUAAAAUUGUGGACUUUUAAAACCUGUUGACUAAACAUUAAUUUAUAUUUGUGAAAAAUGCCACUGUCCUAGUGAUUUCUGAUGUAAAUAAUGUUGUUUAUAUAGUAUGUAUUAAAUUUUCCUACAUUGUAAA